Vicia villosa (hairy vetch) is the source of this 950-nucleotide messenger RNA. RefSeq lists its product as uncharacterized. The transcript is spliced from 5 exons. The record is from RefSeq and is a predicted model, not a curated record. Bases 392 to 757 code for a protein of 121 amino acids. Lineage: Eukaryota; Viridiplantae; Streptophyta; Magnoliopsida; Fabales; Fabaceae.
GAAGUUAACCGCCCUAAAACACAUUUCACGACGGUUAAAACACCCGUCGCGCCUCUUAACAUUUCAUCAUCCUCAAAAUCUAUGUCACAACAGUAAAUUUACCGCCCUAAAACUCCUUUCACGACAGUAAAAUACCCGUCGCGCCUAAAAGUUUAAAAAACUCUCAAAGGGCACGACGGUAACUUCACCCGUCGUAUCCCCUAAACCAUUAUCCCGCGCUCUACGCUCGGUUUUAUUUCACAGAUUCUUUGUUUUCAAACCAUUCAUAUUCACACUGAAACAAAAGAAACAUUCUUUGUCCAUCUCUUCGAACGUAUUUUUCUUCAAAACUGCUUUGGAUGCAUCUUAGGUGUGUCUAUUGCAACUGCAUCAACUAUUGCUUAUUCUGUGGAUGGUGGAGAAUCAAUCAGGGUUGAAUCUUCUUUCUCACUUCGAUCAGGAACGAGUAACGAUUCCCAGAAAACAGUCAGCCUCCAUUUUAUUAAGGAAUCAAGAGAUGGGCGAACAUACAGCAGAGGAGAAAUGUAUGCAGUUUCUCAUAAAAAGUCUGACGGGUCUUUUGUCAAUGAAGAUGCAUACCACAAUAAUGAAAAACUACAAGCUGCGAUUAAGGAUUUCGUGUCUGAAAAUGAGGCAUUUCAGAAAGUAUUUGGAAAAGAAAAACAUGGAUAUGUUCGGAGUAUGGGAAUUGGAGUUACGCCAUCUCAGAUUAACAGAUCUACGAGAUUGGCAUCUUCUGCAGAAAGUGAAAAAAUAAAGGAAAUGCAAUAAGAAAUUGAUGCACUUAAAGAAAAGAACUCAAAAAUUGAUGAAUUGAUGGAGGCAGUUGCAUUCUUACGGCAAAUGGACAAUGCUAGGAACGAGGAAAUUGAACUCUUAAGACAAAUGCAAAAUUCUAGUGAAAGAUAGGUAUAUCAUUUUGAUGAAUUUAAAGUUAAAGUUUAUGAGUA